Molecule: messenger RNA, 1417 nt
Organism: Vanessa tameamea
Lineage: Eukaryota; Metazoa; Arthropoda; Insecta; Lepidoptera; Nymphalidae
Gene: NGR-A25
Product: neuropeptides capa receptor-like
Exons: 7
Coding region: 71-1369 (432 amino acids)
Biological process (GO): neuropeptide signaling pathway
Cellular component (GO): plasma membrane
Molecular function (GO): neuromedin U receptor activity
Source: RefSeq, a predicted model, not a curated record
AAAGAGUGUUGCCUAGAUUGAAUUAUUACAAAGAUAAUUAAUUAUUAAUGUGCUUUUAAAUUUCGAAGCAAUGGAAUCGGAUUCAUUUCUCCGUGUAAACGAGACAUACGAAGACUUUUACAACAGAUGUAAUAAUCUGACAUGCUUCGAUUGUAGUGAAGAGGAAAUGCUGUGGUGGUUGAUGGGUUCACGUAGACUACCAUUGAACGAAAUCGUGCCGCUUAGUGUAGUACUCGUGGUUAUAUUUUUGACCGGUGUAAUAGGUAACGUGUGUGUAUGUGUCGUAAUUGUGAGAAAUUCGGGGCUACACACCGCGACCAACUAUUAUUUAUUCAGUUUGGCUGUAAGUGACUUACUGCUGCUUUUGUUUGGUCUUCCAAAUGAUCUUGCAGUUUACUGGCACCAAUAUCCUUACAGUUUGGGUUUAGUUUUCUGCAAACUUCGAGCAUUCAUAUCGGAAGCGGCAACAUACGUAUCGGUUCUGACAAUAUCAGCUUUCUCUCUGGAACGGUACUUGGCUAUCUGUCAUCCUCUACAUCUUUAUGCGAUGGCGGGUCUCACGCGGGCGUCUCGCAUCAUCGUGAUCCUGUGGAUGCUGGCCUUCAUCAGCGCUUCGCCCUUCGCUCUCUACAGUGACAUCAGCUAUCGAGACUACCCUCCGAAUUCCGGCAACUUGUCCUUGGAUUCCGCCUUCUGCACACUAACGGCGUCAUCUCCCCUUCUCGAGAUCAGCAGCAUCUUCUUCUUCUUCGUGCCAGCUAUUCUAAUACUUUGUUUGUAUAUAACUAUGGGAAUACAUAUCCGGUCAACUCGAGUGAGCUCAAAGGCGAAGCAAGGGCUGUUCAAAGAUCAUGUGCACGGUGAAUCUAGACAGGCGAAGUCAAGAAAGGCGGUUGUUCGGAUGCUGGUGGCAGUAGUGAUAGCAUUCUUCGUGUGCUGGACCCCGUUUCACGUACAACGCCUAUUCUUUAUCUACGGCUACGACCACCCUCAGUUCCACGUGAUCAACGAGCAUCUCUUCAACGUUGCUGGUGCCUUGUACUACGUGUCGGCGACUGUUAAUCCGAUUCUUUACAACGUUAUGAGCGCUCGAUACAGAAUGGCUUUCCACGAGACACUCCUCUGCAAGCAUGGCGCUGAUCGCAACAGUUUCGAAUAUUCGCGUCGUGAAACAACUAUGUCUACAUACGUCAAACCUAAGUCCAGUUUCUAUCAAGAACCUAGGAUCCCGUUGAGCAAAUUGGACUUUGUGAAGGAUGACUCGCCGUUUUGUAUCGAAACAAAAAUUGACGAAAAAACAAUUUUCUAUUUUCCAAAUGGUGAUAAUAAAAAUAUACAAGAUGAUAAUCGUACUGAAGAAAUUCAGUAAAACUUUUUUAAUAAAUUUAUUGUUUAUGGUUGUAGACCAAGAGCGCGU